Molecule: messenger RNA, 3382 nt
Organism: Syngnathus typhle (broad-nosed pipefish)
Lineage: Eukaryota; Metazoa; Chordata; Actinopteri; Syngnathiformes; Syngnathidae
Gene: fam20ca
Product: FAM20C golgi associated secretory pathway kinase a
Exons: 12
Coding region: 555-2477 (640 amino acids)
Biological process (GO): protein phosphorylation
Cellular component (GO): Golgi apparatus
Molecular function (GO): protein serine/threonine kinase activity
Source: RefSeq, a predicted model, not a curated record
AUGUGAAAGCAAGACGUGCGUGUCACACGCAGGCGCCGCUUGCAUGUGCAGCCAAUCGGUUCCUCAUGACGCCACCGAGGCUGGACUCCUCCGCGGGGUUCCGGUCGCGUUUUUGCACACAUCCACGGAGGAUGCACACUUGGAAGGGAGACAAGGCAGCGGGAGGACCUCCAACGCUGGCGGGGAUGCUUCUGCUCGCACCUGUCGGCCGCUCGACGUCUCGCUGAAUUCAGCGAAACUCAGCAUUCCGUGCGGAUUGGCUCUCACUUACUCGGAACAUCACCCUCCUUUUUUUAUUUUUCACGGGAUUAUUUUGUUUCGUGGACUGUAUCUAUGUUUGUAUGAUGGCACAUUAAGACUUUACUCGUGCCGGAGAUUAAGAUCACAGAUGUGGCCGCGCGGGCGUCAUGAUGUCUCGGAUCAUUCGCCCCAACUACUUGGACUGCUCUAUAUCGAAAAACACGAUGGACUUUUCUUUUUAACCCGAGCAAGGAACGCCAGUGGCAGGUGCGCGUGAAGCUUGACUUGCGUGGAGUGGAGCCAAGCAACAAAAGAUGAUCAUGUUUCGUAAAUUCCGAGUCUUGCUGCUCACCGUGUUCCUCGUGGCGUGCACGGUGCACAUUAUGAUCGACUUGCUGCCCAAACUGGAGAAGACGUCGGGAGCGGACGGCGGCGGCGACGGCGGCUGCCAGUGCACCCACCACGGCGGCGCCGAGUCGCCGAGCUGGGCCAAGCAGGAGCAGCUGCAGCAGCAGCAGCAGCAGCAGCAGCAGCGUGUCGGGUCAGCGGCCGGCGCCUGGCCCGACAAGCACGCGCUGCGAAUCCUGCAGGAUUUCAGCAGCGAGCCCAACUCCAACCACAGCACCUUGCAGUCCCGGGAGAAGAGCGCAGGGGCCGACCGGCGAAAGGCGAACGAGCACAAGCCGCUCAUCGGCGCGGCGGGCGAGGCGAGCGGGGGUCGGACGGCGACACGACCCAGAGCCGGCCCUGGUCGUGGUGCCAGUGCAUCGCGACUCGCGGCGCUCUUUGAGCAUCCUUUGUACAAAAUCGCACCUCCGCCUCUCACGGAGCAGGACACUUUGUUUAACGUCAACACGGAUAUCAGAUUUUAUCCCAAAGCCACUGAGGAACAAGGAUGGCACGGCGAGGACGGCAACACGCGCGACGAGGUGAGCGCCCGUGAGGUGGAGGUGACGUCCGAGUUGUAUCCCAACUGGCUGCGCUUCCACGUGGGCAUCAACCGCUAUGAGCUGUACGCCCGACACAACCCAGUUCUGGAGGCUCUGCUGCAGGACCUGCUGACCCAGAAGAUCACCAGUGUGGCUAUGAAAUCCGGAGGCACCCAGCUCAAACUGAUCAUGACCUUCCACAACUACGGCCAAGCUCUCUUCAAGCCCAUGAAGGCUUGUUGUUUUGGUGCCAUGCCGCGCGUGGCUGUCCCGCAAGCGUUCGGAGAACUUGUGUGGUGUGUCCACAAUGGCCCGGCAGCAAAGCCGGAUGAUAAAUUGGGAGGAAUUGCGCAAUAUGGUUUGCCGUUCUUCGACCGCAGCUACUUUGUGAAGAAUCUUGAGAUUGGAUUGCUGCAGACACGUGAGCAGCAAACCCCUCCGGACUUCUUUUACUUCUCUGACUUUGAGAGGCACAACGCCGAGGUGGCCGCCUUCCACUUGGACAGAAUCCUGGACUUCCGGAGAGUCCCCCCAGUGGCCGGGCGUCUGGUCAACAUGACACGAGAGAUCCGAGACGUCACCCGGGACAAAAAGCUUUGGAAGACUUUCUUCAUCUCGCCAGCCAACAACGUGUGCUUCUACGGCGAGUGCUCGUACUACUGCUCGACGGAGCAUGCGCUGUGUGGCAAACCGGAUGAGAUGGAAGGCUCCCUGGCCGCCUUCCUGCCCGACCUCAGCCUGGCCAAGCGUAAGACCUGGCGGAACCCCUGGCGACGCUCGUACCACAAACGCAAGAAGGCCGAGUGGGAGGUGGAUCCCGAUUACUGUGACGAGGUGAAGCAGACGCCUCCAUACGACCGCGGCACUCGACUCCUGGAUGUCAUGGACAUGACCAUCUUUGACUUCCUGAUGGGUAACAUGGAUCGCCAUCAUUACGAAACCUUUGAGAAGUUUGGAAACGACACUUUCAUUAUUCACCUGGACAAUGGAAGAGGGUUUGGGAAGCACUACCAUGAUGAGAUGUCCAUUCUGGUCCCUCUCAGUCAAUGCUGCAGGGUGAAGAAGUCCACCUUCCUCCGUCUCCAGCUGCUGGCCAAGGAAGAGUACCGGCUGAGCGCAGUGAUGGAGGAGUCCCUCCUCCGAGACCGCCUGUCCCCGCUCCUCAUCCGGCCUCAUCUGGAGGCCCUCGACCGUCGGCUGGGCCUGGUGCUGCAGGCGCUGGCCAACUGCGUGGAAAAGGAAGGCUACGGCAAUGUGGUCGAGGAAGACGUGGACGUCCGGUCGGGCGCGCACGCCGCUCACAGGUAGUGAGGGCCACCGGCGCCAGAUGCGGGACCAAUUACACUUUUCGUAGCAGGCUGAAUUCAGUGAAUUCCUCGAUGGCUCUGUUGUUCGUGCAAGAGACGGAGCUUACGGAUACGCCAACAGACUUGACAAACAUUUGGUUUGAUCACGCCCGAGAUCCCUCGGCCCGUGUCUGUUAUGUUUUACAAUCGAGAUUUUGGAGACGAUCACCAAUCGACGAAUUUGGAAAACAAAACACAAUAACCGAUUGCCAUUCCGAUCACAAGAAGGAUCAAUCUAUUUAAACUGCUUGUUUAUUUACCUGUUGUCCAUCACCACUAUUCGCAGGAGGUCGGCCCCACCCACAAGUAGCCAAAUAUGUGUAUAAUUAACACGUAAGGGGAAAAAAGACAUUUGAGAAAGAUUCAAGUGUAUAUGCUGACAACGAUGGUGGCCCAGAAAGUCUCGAGUGAACAAGAUUGUAUUUGCUGUCUGAUUUUGCAGGAUUACCAUGAAAUGUAACAUUGAUUCACCUUCAACCACUUGUGCAGUAAGAAUUCCAAUUAUUUUUUUUAAUUUGCACUUCAAAUCCGAUUUUCACAUGCAAAACUGAGACUUCCUCAUGAAAUUAUUUGAUACCAAAAAAAGUUGCAGUUUGUGUGCCAGUUACGUGACGAGUGCAAAGGAAUAUUUCUUGGUGAGGUCAUCGCUUAGCCGUGUUAGCGUCAUAAUGCUAAGAGGGUGAUGAUAACGGGGGGGGCUGCGCUUUUGAGGGUUUAAUCCACAACACCCCCAUUGUAUAUACAAAAAUUUACUUUGUUGCGCUAACAAGCAUCGCUGCGCAGUCAUUGGCUUGUUUUCUGCAAUUGCAUUGUUACUGUGACGAUCUGUUUACUCAAGUGUGCAAUCCAAAUAAAAAAGAGAAACCA